UGGAAGACAAAUAUUUUGAUAGAGGAAUUGUCAAGUCAUAUUUUACAAGGAAGGAAAUGGGAAACAAAAAAACAAGACAAAAUAAGACCUCACGAAAGUAUUCACCGAAAAAGGAACAACAAAUGCGUGAAGCAAGAAUGGCAAUAUAUCAUAGAAAAAAACAAGGGAAACAUACAAAAGUUGGAGUAGAAGUUGAUCCUCAUUUAGAUACUGAAGUAGAAGAAUCCCAAUCACAUAUAAUUGAUGUCAAGGAUGGGGCUCAACCAUACACAAUUGAUGUAAAGGAGGAGGCCCAACCAAAAUUUACUAUUGGAGAGGGAUCGGGAUCACUUCCUUCUAUAGAUAUGUUACAUAUAACUUCAAAGGAAAUAUUUGACAAGUAUUUUAAACACCAUUCUACACUCGGUCAAGCUCAACUAUUAUCCCGAUACUUACUCAUGAUCAGCUACAAGAGCCAUUACAAUUGUUGGGCGUACAUUUCACAAAAAAGAGGUAAAGAGGAAAAGACACCUAGAAUAUGUGAGGCACACCCUUAGACUAAUCAUGACAUUAUGUAUUUUGAAAAAAGUGAAUAAGCAUGUGAUAUUUGAUAUGAUUAUGAUAAUAAGUUUGGAGAUGGGAUUAAACCUUGACUAUGAUUUCAU
Cryptomeria japonica (Japanese cedar) is the source of this 644-nucleotide messenger RNA. RefSeq lists its product as uncharacterized. The record is from RefSeq and is a predicted model, not a curated record. The transcript is spliced from 2 exons. NCBI's taxonomy places the organism in Eukaryota, Viridiplantae, Streptophyta, Pinopsida, Cupressales, Cupressaceae. The coding region runs from base 57 to 536 and encodes 159 amino acids.